Molecule: messenger RNA, 2424 nt
Organism: Phoenix dactylifera (date palm)
Lineage: Eukaryota; Viridiplantae; Streptophyta; Magnoliopsida; Arecales; Arecaceae
Product: CDPK-related kinase 3-like
Biological process (GO): protein phosphorylation
Molecular function (GO): protein kinase activity; calcium ion binding; ATP binding
Source: RefSeq, a predicted model, not a curated record
AACCCCCCUAACUCUCUUCUUGGCGUUGAUCCACGCCGUCUUUUAAUACUCUUUCCCUCUAACCACCUUCUUUCGUGCCGUUUAUGACCAUUCUUGAUUGCCUCAAAUCGUCUCCUAAAACUGAAACCCCAUCUCUCUAAAUUCUUCCCCUUUUUCUUUGCUUAACGCUGCCGCUGUAUCUAGCUGGCUCAAUCUCUCUCUCUCUAAAAUCCUUUCUGGUUUCUUUGUUUAUAAGUUCUUUCUCCUCGAACCUUUCUCCUCUCUCUUUCUUGUUUGUCUCGACCGAGAGUGAGAGAGACCCAGACCCAGAAGCGACAGAAAGGGAUAGGAGAGAGAAAGACGCGUCGAGCGCCGGCGGCGAAGAAGCGGGGAUGGGUCAGUGCUAUGCCAAGAACAUCCCCGUCGCCGAGGACGACCGCGACUACCAGCCCCCAAAUCCUCCCGCCGCCAACGGCGGCGACGGCUCCGUCGGCGGCGGCACCACCGCGCAACCGCCCCGCAAGGGCGGAACCACCCCGGCCCGCUCCUCCGCCGCCAGCCCCUGGCUCAGCCCCUUCCGCUACAGCUCCUCCGCCAGCCCGCUCCCCGCCGGGGUCUCUCCCUCGCCGGCGAGGUCAACUCCCCGACGGUUCCUCCGCCGCCCCUUCCCGCCGCCGUCCCCGGCCAAGCACAUCAAGGCCUCCCUCGCCAAGCGCCAGGGCGCGCCCAAGCACCGGGAGGGCGCAAUCCCGGAAGACGGAGGCGCCGGCGCCGGUGGAGGGUUGGAUCCCCAGGCGGAGCGACCGCUGGAUAAGGGCUUCGGGUAUGGGAAGAACUUCGGGGCCAAGUAUGAGCUGGGGAAGGAGGUCGGCCGCGGGCAUUUCGGGCAUACGUGCUCGGCCAGGGCUAAAAAGGGCGAUAUCAAGGGCCAGCUCGUCGCCGUUAAGAUCAUCUCAAAAGCUAAGAUGACAACAGCAAUAUCAAUUGAAGAUGUUCGCAGAGAGGUGAAAAUUUUGAAAGCUUUAUCUGGGCAUACAAAUUUGGUCAAGUUUUAUGAUGCAUGUGAGGAUGCCCUUAAUGUCUACAUAGUCAUGGAAUUGUGUGAAGGUGGAGAGCUAUUAGAUAAAAUCUUAGCCAGAGGUGGGAGGUACACAGAGGAAGAUGCUAAAGUAAUCAUUGUGCAGAUUUUGAGCAUCGUUGCCUUUUGUCAUCUUCAAGGCGUUGUGCAUCGUGAUUUAAAGCCAGAGAAUUUUCUGUUCACAACUAGAGAUGAAAAUGCUCCUAUGAAACUUAUUGAUUUUGGUCUUUCAGAUUUUAACAGACCAGAUGAAAGACUAAAUGACAUUGUUGGCAGUGCAUACUAUGUAGCUCCUGAAGUUCUGCAUAGGUCAUACAGUAUGGAAGCAGAUAUCUGGAGCAUUGGUGUCAUAACAUAUAUCCUGUUAUGUGGUAGCCGACCCUUUUGGGCACGGACAGAAUCAGGAAUUUUUCGUGCUGUGCUGAGAGCUGAUCCUAAUUUCGAUGAUUCACCUUGGCCUGCUGUAUCUCGAGAAGCUAAAGAUUUUGUGAAAAAGCUUCUGAAUAAGGAUUAUAGGAAAAGAAUGACCGCUGUACAGGCUUUAACUCACCCGUGGUUGCGAGAUGAGCAGCGACAAGUCCCUCUAGAUAUACUAAUAUAUAAGUUAGUCAAAUCUUACCUUCGUGCCACUCCUUUCAAGCGUGCUACAUUGAAGGCUUUAUCAAGGGCUCUAACAGAGGAUGAGCUGAUUUAUAUUAGGGCUCAAUUUAAUUUACUGGAACCAAAUAAAGAUGGGCGAGUGUCUCUGGAAAAUUUUAGAAUGGCACUCUUGCGAAACUCAACUGAUGCUAUGAAGGAAUCAAUGGUUCUUGAAAUCUUGAGUGCGUUGGAACCACUCGCAUAUAGAAGGAUGGACUUUGAAGAGUUCUGUGCUGCCACAAUCAGCCCUUACCAGCUCGAGGCUUUGGAAAAUUGGGAACAGAUUGCAAGCACAGCUUUCAAGUACUUUGAGUGGGAGGGUAAUCGGGUUAUCUCAGUUGAGGAACUGGCUCAGGAGAUGAACCUUGCUCCAGCAGCUUAUUCUAUUGUUCGUGACUGGAUCAGACCAUCUGAUGGCAAACUCAACUUUCUUGGAUACACCAAAUUUUUGCAUGGCGUGACAAUUCGUAGCUCCAACACAAGACACAACCGUUAGAUAUCUAUUGCCAUUCAUCUCAUUGUUUUUAUUCAUGUCAUUCAUAUAGUACUUGCAGAUCUCUUUUUAUCCUUGUUCUUUGUCCUUAUUUUGUUUUUCAUUGUAGAGAGUGGAUGUAAAAAGUGAGUUUAUGGUCAAGCCCAGAUGUAAGGUUCCUCGGGCAACAUAUGUUUUUGAGGACAAUUUUUUUAAGAAAAAUACCAUACUAUAGGCUCUGAUGUUUCUGAUCUUA